AUGGAGGUCACUUUCAAUACCUGCUGGUCCUCCGCCUCGCAGCAGCAGCAGCAGCUGAGCCUGCAGGAGGAGACGCGCGCCGAGGUGGAGCGUCUGACGGCGCAGAUCAGAGACCUGCGGCGCCGCCUGCUCGCCCUCACCGGUAACGUGGCGCCAGCGGCUGCCCCUGCGGCUGCCACCCCCAGCAACUCGUCCGGCCGGCCGGCGGCCGCGUCGCCGCGCUCUGCAGAGGCCGUCCUCGGCCUCCAGACGCUGCCUCCAGCUCCAGCGGACGGCCUGUCCGGAGAGGAGUGCGCGCGCCACGUGCGCCAGCGGCUGGCGGCGGCCGAGCUGCUGGACAGGGGGCGCCCGCUGGCCAGCGAGUUCGAGCUGGUGGCCUUCUCGCACUUCACGCUGAGCCGCGUCUACCCCGUCGAGCUGGCGCUCGGAAAGCGCGUCGUCGAGAAGCCCAUCGGCUUCCGCCGCAGGGACCUGCUGGAGGCGCUCAACAAGGCGCUGGAGACGCUCAACAGCAGCAACUCGGGCGGCGGCGGCGGCGGCCGGCGCUACUCGCUGGAGGACUUCUCAGAGGGCGUGUACCGCACCGAGCCGACCACGGGCACGCAGUACGAGCUGUACUUCCGCGCGGGGCGGCCGGGCGCUGCCCGCGUGUCGCUGGCGCGGCCGUUCGCGCCCCUGCAGGCGCUCGCCGUGGAGCCGGUGCCGGCGGCGGGCCGCGACAAGCCCGUGGUGCACGUGCUGCUGCCGCUGGCCGGCCGCACCGCCGCCUUCCGCGCCUUCAUCGACAAGUUCGUCCGCAUCGCGCUCCGCAACGACCGCAGGGUGCAGCUGACGGUGGUGUACUUCGGCGAGGAGGGCCUGGCGGAGGCGCGCGCCGCCAUGUCCCGGGCGCUCUCGCUGUCGCUGGCGCCGCUGCGGCUGCUGGCGCUCAACGAGUCCUUCUCCCGCGGCCGCGGCCUGCGGGUGGCCGCCGAGCGAGCCGCCCCCGGCCGCCGCGACGCGCUGCUCUUCAUGUGCGACGUCGACGUCGUCUUCAGCGCCAGGUUCCUCGACCGCUGCCGCUGGAACGCCCGGCCGGGGAAGAAGGUGUACUACCCGAUCGUGUUCAGCCUGUACAACCCGCACGUGGUGUACACCCUGCAGGGCCGGCCGCUGCCCCCGGAGGCCGAGCAGCUCGUCAUCUCCAGAGACACCGGCUUCUGGAGGGACUUCGGCUUCGGCAUGACCUGCCAGUACAGGUCUGACUUCCUGAAGGUGGGCGGCUUCGCGGAGGACGUGGUGGGUUGGGGCGGCGAAGACGUCUCUCUGUACCGCAAGUACGUCCGCUCCAGCCUCAAGGUGGUGCGCGCCACGGACCCAGGCAUCUUCCACCUCUGGCACCCCAAGGAGUGCGGUCGGCGGCUACCCGCGGACCAGUACCGCGCCUGCCUGCGCUCGCGCGCCCUCAGCGAGGCGUCGCACGCCCAGCUCGGCUUCCUCGCCUUCCGGGACGAGCUGACCCCCGCCCUCGGCGGAGUCGGCAACGUCAGCAGCGGCAGCCACAACGGGCAGCCCGCCAGGAGGGCGUGACGUCAGCACAGGCGCACAGCGGGCCCAGCCGGGGCGGGUGGGGGCCGGCCCAGCUGCAAGAGUGGUAGGGUGUGGAGGCGAGCGUGAGGAAGGUCGGGCAGUGGCUCUGGGGAAAGCUUGAGGACAAACGAGUGUGCACUGGGCCAAAGACCACUCAAAGAAACCGAGCAACUGAACGUGAUACUCGUUCGUAGGAUUCUGUGGCCAAUUUCACCUGCAAAUCCACCUGAGCAUUA
This is a messenger RNA of Schistocerca americana (American grasshopper), 1805 nucleotides long. RefSeq names its product chondroitin sulfate N-acetylgalactosaminyltransferase 2-like. The transcript is spliced from 9 exons. Gene Ontology annotation, molecular function: glucuronosyl-N-acetylgalactosaminyl-proteoglycan 4-beta-N-acetylgalactosaminyltransferase activity. The record is from RefSeq and is a predicted model, not a curated record. Lineage: Eukaryota; Metazoa; Arthropoda; Insecta; Orthoptera; Acrididae. The coding region runs from base 1 to 1569 and encodes 522 amino acids. Gene Ontology annotation, cellular component: Golgi cisterna membrane.